UAAAUAGCGUUCCAUAGGACAUUCUUUAAUUUCAGGGACGGCUGGACACAAAGUCUAUUAGUAGAAUCAAGAUGGCGAAUGCUAUCAAUAUUUCGCGAUGUCUGCACAGAAUUUCAAUUAAAUCAGCGCCAACACUAACAAAUGUAUUGACGAGAGGAAUGGCUGGAGGUGGCUCAAGGAAGUUCUUUCCACUUUCAAGUACCUACACUGACAGAAGGUUCAUCAAAAGGGCAAUGUUCUAUGCAGCAUUGACUGGCGUACCAGCAAGUAUUGUGAUUACGUACAUAAAUGUUUUUUAUGGUCCUGCACAGCUUGCUGAAAUUCCUGAAGGAUAUAUUCCAAAGCAUUGGGAGUAUUACCAGCAUCCCAUCACCCGUUUUAUUGCGAAAUACAUCAAACCUAGUCCACAGCAAGAAUAUGAAAAGUGUGCACAUGUGAUGGAAUACGAAUUUGGCAAAGCAAUGGCAAGGAAACAAGAAAAAGAAAUAAAACGACAAAUGAGACAGAGGGGAGAUUCAGAUUACCUUUACGUACCAGUUAAAAACUCAUUACAAUCCCUGCGAACUGUUGAGGAUUAACAAGUGUUUGCGCCAUGUUGAGAUUCUUUUAUGUAGAUAAUAAUAGUAGACUACAGUAUUUGAUAUGUAAGUGUGUUGCAAAUAGUAAAGCAUUGUGUUACAGUACUUAGUUUGCAAAUGGUUAUAUUGCCAGAAUAAACACAUAGUAAAUACCAGA
Molecule: messenger RNA, 735 nt
Organism: Anneissia japonica
Lineage: Eukaryota; Metazoa; Echinodermata; Crinoidea; Comatulida; Comatulidae
Product: NADH dehydrogenase [ubiquinone] 1 beta subcomplex subunit 5, mitochondrial-like
Exons: 6
Coding region: 72-578 (168 amino acids)
Source: RefSeq, a predicted model, not a curated record